Molecule: messenger RNA, 847 nt
Organism: Microstroma glucosiphilum
Lineage: Eukaryota; Fungi; Basidiomycota; Exobasidiomycetes; Microstromatales; Microstromataceae
Exons: 1
Coding region: 330-761 (143 amino acids)
Source: RefSeq, a predicted model, not a curated record
UGAACAGGGACAAGACUCUUGAGAAGGGCGAGGUAGUAGUCGUCGGUGUAUCUUAUUGCUCUACACCGUGCGUGGUCGUCAGUCUAAGUUGCUCUCGCAGGAGAAGCGGUGGUGAGGAGCGAGGUAGCGGGCGGAGGCGGCGAGGGAUGAUGGUAUAGCGGGUGUCGAGGGUGGGAGGGGUGGGGUGUGUGAAGUAGGUGGGAGGGGUCUAUUUCACCAAUCGAGAGUAAAGGUUUAGUCUCGAUGGGAGUUGUUUGUUAGGUACAGGAAGGAAAGAGGUGGGAAAGGGGAAGCAGCGUUGCGGGUGGAAGAUGAGUGCCUUGGCUUGAAUGGUUCCCUUUCCCCCCGUCGGCUGCUUCUACGACGAUGGCCGAGGUGCGGCUGUCCGUUCUUCCUUUCCCCAACCCCAAGCAGCACCACGGGCCAGCCUCGGACAUCGUCUGCCCGAAUUACACGGAAGGGGGGCAGAGCAGGGGCCACCCUUCAUCCACCCCACCCCACCUUCCCAACAAAUUUCCACACCCAGCUCCCCCUCAACCCCGCAAGCCCCGAAGACGACCGCCACUGCACCUUCUGCCGCCCAACACCCCAGACCAAGCCCGGAGCCGAGCAACGUCCCUCCCUCGCGGCGCACCGCACGGCAUGCACCCACCCCAUCCGGGACGGAACGGCACGCUUCAAAGCACGCACACACCCACGCGCCAUUCAGGAGCUCACAAGAAAGGGAAGAAAGCAGGAUGCAAAUGUGCAUUGGUAUGUAAUUGAACUGAUUGAUGACUCAAAAGACCAGAAAAGGGGCAGAAGAUUAUUUUGGGGGCGUGGUAGUAAAGGAACCCCUUCAGGCACA